AUGCAAGCCCUUCUUUACGUACGACCAACUGGAACGCCACCAAGUGAUUCAGGCUCCUUGAGCUCAGAUGAAGAAACAGGCAUCGGCAGAAAGCGCCGGCAUGUCACUGAGCAUAACGAUGAAGAAGUGGUAGAGAAGAAACUAAAGGAGGAAAAGAUUCGUGUCCUCGAGUUCCUACACAAGAAGGGGUUGGUAACGAUUGACUUACUGAGAGCAGCAGAAAAUAUUCUGCCCAGAGAAGAGAUUGAAAGGCGGACAAGAAAAGUAUUAUUGGAAAUAGAUGAAUACGGGAUCGACCUUCUGGAGGUGAAAUCAGGCUGCGCAGUCAUCCACUUGGUUCCAGACAACGACGAAAGCUUGGAAAGGUUUUGGACAGACUACAGGUCUGGACAGCUGAGUAGUGACCUUUCAAAAUACCUCAUUACGGAUGGGAUGCGAGAUGUUGCCGGUCAGGACUUGAUGAUAGGAGUCAUCAUACUGGAGGAGCAGUACAGGCAGUGGAAGGAUUAUUUUCAUCUCAGAGACAAACCACAAGGAGUCAUGAAGCUGCAAAGUCUGGCGAUUGCAACUAAAUCUGAACUGCGCCCCGAAUCAGCUGCCACAAAGAUGAGAGCCAUGUUAAAACGUGACAAAGAAACCCGACAGGAACUCCUCCAACUGUGUGAUUCUGCAACAGAAUUACUAAUGACCACAUUAGAACCUGAUGUCCGUCAACAAAUGCGCAUCUUAUCUGGAGACGUUGGUGACAUUCUGAAAAGAUGUCGAGACCAACUUGCCAAAGACGACUACCCAAUACUUGUUGCAGGAGAAACUUCCUCUGGGAAAAGCACCCUUUUGAAUGCCAUACUUGGGGAAAACAUCCUUCCAACAUCGUUGCUAGCUACGACAUCAGCUAUCUGUGAGAUCAAGUACGGUACCAGGAAGAAAGCAGUAUUCCACCUAAAUGAGCCGGACCCCGUCACUGGUUUGAAGGUCCUCAAUAUGUACCUAGAUGGACCAGCAGAAGAGGACCUGAAGACAAUUUCCCGAUACAUACACAUGAGAGGCAACAAACUCUCACGUUGCAGUAAGGUGGAAAUCUACUGGCCGUUGACUAUGCUAGAGGGCGGCAUUUGUAUUGUGGACAGCCCUGGUCUGGGAGAAAGUUUGUUGGUGGACGAACAAGUCAGCAAGUACAUUCCUGAAGUAUAUGCCCUCAUCUAUGUCAUCAAUAUUGCCAACGCAGGUGGCCUGCAGCAAUGGAACGUGAGUAGGCAAGCGUUCUCCAACCUCAUUCAAUCAAUCAACCAAUCAAUUAACCAAUCAAUUAACCAAUCAAUCAAAGGGGGAUAA
Branchiostoma floridae (Florida lancelet) is the source of this 1332-nucleotide messenger RNA. RefSeq lists its product as uncharacterized. Bases 1 to 1332 code for a protein of 443 amino acids. The transcript has 5 exons. NCBI's taxonomy places the organism in Eukaryota, Metazoa, Chordata, Leptocardii, Amphioxiformes, Branchiostomatidae. The record is from RefSeq and is a predicted model, not a curated record.